AAGAUUACUCUGUGAUAACGUGUACAAAUAGACACCGCUUUGAUGCUGUUGUGUACUAGUCAUCUGAUUAAAGCGAUCAUCUGAUUUUAUGUAGUUUUGGAACCUGUGAUAAAAAUUAUGAAAAUAGUGUAUGAAACAAUUUAUUUAAUAAUAUAUAGUUUAUUUGUCCUUUAUGAAUUAGUCAACGAAUAUUGGAAUAAUGUGAAAAAACACUUCAAUGAGAACAUCACAUCUAAGUAUAUCGAAGAAAAUGGUUUUGAAUAUUUGAAGAAAAAACCAAAUCACAUAACUUUUAUAAUAGAUGAAGAGCCUAGUUUCAAAGACCUGGCUAACCUGGUUUCAUGGUGCUUGAUCGCAAGGAUAUCGUUUGUUAGUUUUUACGAUUAUCGAGGGGUGCUUGAAAAAAAACAAGAAGAGUUGGAAAUAGAAAUAAAUAAAAUAAAACAAGAGAACUUCCACGUAUUAUGGCACAACAGAAAAAUUGAUUCAAAAAAUGGAAUUCAGGGUAGAAAAAUUAAUAUAAAAAUAAUUACCAAAGAUGAUGGAAAACAUAAUAUAAAAAGAGUUUGCGAAGAUUUCAUUAUUAAUAAGGAAAAAAUUUCAAACAUUACCAUUGAUUAUGUAGAUAAAUGUUUAAAACAACAAUAUGGAUUUCCAGAUCCUGAUUUAGGGAUCAUAUUCUCUAGAAUAUUUUCUUUAUUUGAUUAUCCACCUUGGGAGAUAAGACUUACAGAAUUUUAUAGAUUUAAUAGUCAUCAAAACAUUAAUUUUGAAGAUUUUGUAAAUGUUCUUGAUAAAUAUAGCAAAUGCAAUCAGAGGUUGGGGACUUAAAUAUAUACACAUAAUUUUAUAGUGCUGAUGCUCUAUCAAGUGGGAAAAAAUUCUCAGGAUCAAAGGGGUGUACUACUGUCAAAAAAAAAAAAUAUUUAAUAAAUUUUUUUAUCAUCAAA
Molecule: messenger RNA, 950 nt
Organism: Harmonia axyridis
Lineage: Eukaryota; Metazoa; Arthropoda; Insecta; Coleoptera; Coccinellidae
Gene: Tango14
Product: dehydrodolichyl diphosphate synthase complex subunit Nus1
Exons: 2
Coding region: 118-831 (237 amino acids)
Cellular component (GO): dehydrodolichyl diphosphate synthase complex; endoplasmic reticulum membrane
Molecular function (GO): ditrans,polycis-polyprenyl diphosphate synthase [(2E,6E)-farnesyl diphosphate specific] activity
Source: RefSeq, a predicted model, not a curated record